AUGAUGAAUCGAGAAAAAUUAAUUAAACUCUUAGAAAAAGAGAAUAAAAAUCGUAUGAAUAUAAAGAAUGUGAAAUUUCGUGAUUGUCAUUGUAUGUUUAAUAAUUACUCUCAAUGUUAUGUAAAUGUAAAAAAUAAAUAUGAGAAUAAAGAUUUUUGGAAAUAUGAAAAUAUUUAUGGAAAUGAUAAUAUAAUAAAAAGAAGUGUACAAGAAGAAGAAGAAAAAAAAAAAAAAUCGAUAGAAGAUAAUUAUAAUAAAGAAAGCAGUCUUGAAUUUACUUAUCCUUAUAGAUAUGAAAGUAAUCGAAAUAUAUUUUUAAUAAUUAAUAGUGAAAAUAUAAAUUUAGGAAAUUCAUGUAUAUAUCAUAAUGAUAUGAUAUAUAUUAUACAUAAUAAUAAAAGGUAUGAACACAUGAACUUACCCAAGAGGACCAAAAAGAAAAAAAAGAAAAAAAAAAGAAAAACAAAAAAAACAAAAACAAAAAAAAGGACCUUACAUAAUAUGAAAAAUGACACUUUUGGUACUCUUACUAAUAUGAACGAUGAAAAGGAUUAUAUGAAAUAUAAUCAAGAUAAUCCUGAUCAAGAUGAUGAUAACGAUUAUGAUGAUUAUGAAGAUGAAGAUGAUGAUGAUGAUUAUGAUGAUGAUGAUGAUGAUGAUGAUGAAGAUGAUAAUGAUGAUGAUGAUGAUAAUGAUGAUGAUGACGACUAUGAUGACAAUUAUAAUAACAGCUUUGAUAACAGCUAUGAUAAUCAAUAUAACCUAAAACGAAAUAAAAAAAAAAUCAAUCCCAUGUAUAAUAGCACCAUAUUUGAAACUAGCAAUAUGAACUUUUGUGUAAAAGAUGAAAAGAGAAUAAAAAAAGAAAAACAAAAGAACUCACUUCAUAAAAGAAAUAUUAUAUAUUCUGAUGAUGAUUCAGAUAAUAAUUAUGAACAUAUUUUUACUCAUAUAAAUUCAGAUUUAUUUUUUCUUAGCAUUUCCAAUGAUCAUAUAGAAAAAGAAAAUAAUUUAUAUAUACAAAAUGAACAAUUUAUAAAUUAUGAUGAUGUUAUAUUUAGAAAAUUCAAAUUUCAUAAAAACUUAUUUGUAAAUAUGGAUUCAUGUAACUCAUGGAUCAUAAUAAAAAAAAGUAUCCUUAUAAAUGAAUACAUGGCAAGGUCAGAAAAAAAUGAUUUAACAGAUAUAAAUGAUGUCUUAUAUGAUGUAGUCAAUAUGUAUCAUCGUAUAUAUAAUUGUUAUACUAGGCUUUAUAUUAAUGAUGAGUUUUUAUUAUUAAAUAAUAAGACAAAAGAAAUAUUAGGUGUUCAAAAUGUUGCCUCACAUAUAAAUAACACAACAUAUAAUAAUAUUAACAAUAUGGAUAAUAUAAAUAAUUAUAAUAAUAUUCGUGAACACUUAAAAAGGACAGAAAAAAAAAAAAAAAUUAAUAAUUAUAAUAAUAAUGAUGAACUAAGUACAGCCGAUACAGGUGAUGAUAUGUUACCCAAUAAUUAUGAAUACAAUGAAGAAUCCAAAUAUUAUAAAUUAGUUUUAAUAAAAAAAAUGUCUUUGAAACAUCUUUUUAAUAAUCAAACUGAUAUUAAUAUUUUAUUUAGUUUUCAUAAUGCAUGUUUGAGUAAUUAUAAUAAAUUAGAUGAAAAUUAUUCUUAUUUAUUAAUUAAUAAUUAUAAUUUAAAUAAUAAAAGUGAGCAUUUCUUAAACAUAUCAAUGAAUAAAAAUUACAAUAAUAAUAAUAAUAAUAAUAAUGAUAGUAAUAUUUUAAGUAAUGAAAUGUACUCCUAUUUUAAUAAUUAUUUAACAAAAAAAAUUGUGGAAAAUUAUUCAACAUACAGCUUAUAUAUUAAAGAAUGCUUAUUAAUUAUCGAUAUAUUAUAUAUUUUGAAUAACACAUACGGAAAUUUAAUAUAUAUUAAAGAAUAUUAUAAAUAUGAUCAUGAAAAUUAUUAUACAAAUAUAAUUUCUAAUAUAGUUCAAAAAAAAAAAGAAAAAAAAAAAAAAAACUAUAAAAAUAUUAAAAAUAUUUAUGAUCAACCAAAAGAAAAUAAUAGAAAAGAAAGUAACUCUAUUUAUUCCAUAUCCUCAUUUAGUGAAAAAAAAUAUAAAAAUAAUAAUACUAUUCAUACGAAUAAUUUACGUUCAGAAGAAAUACCAUACGAUUCUAUGUCUUCAUCAAAUAUGUCUUCAUCGAAUAUGUCCUCAUCAAAUAAAUCAUCACCAAAUUCUUCAAUAUCAUAUGACAUAUCAAAAAUGAGAAAGAGAGGAAAAAAUAAUUUAAAUUAUAUAAACAGAAAACAACUUAAUAAUGAUCUUAUUUAUUUUUUUCCUAAAUAUAAAUUAAUUAUUCAUCCAACAUUAUUAAAUGUAAACGAACAAAAUAAUAGCAAUAUUGAAAUUGCUAGAGAAAUAUUAUAUUUAGGUAUAUAUAUACGGAAAAUACAAAAAUUUAUAGAAAUUAAUAAAAGAAGCCAAUCAUGUAAUUUCACAUUUGAUAUAUUUUGUUGUUGCUUAUAUAAUAUUAGUGCACAUAUAUUAAAUCAUAUAAAUAAAAUAGAAGAAAAUGUUCGAAAUAUAUAUAAUUUUACUAAAAUUAAUAUGAAAAAUAAUAUGCAAAAUAAUAUGCAAAAUAAUAUGCAAAAUAAUAUGAAAAAUAAUAUGAAAAGUAAUAUGAAAAAUAAUAAUCAAAAUAAUAAUCAAAAUAAUAAUCAAAAUAAUCACAAUAAUAAUAAUACCUUUAUCAAUGAUGAUGAUCUAUCGUUGUGUCUUUUUGAUGAAUAUAAGUUAUCUACAUGUACUGACCCUGAAGAAAAAAAAAUUUUUUUUAGUAUUAAUAAUUUGUUUCAUAAAAAUAUACAAGAUUUUAAUCUAUUCUUUAAUAUUAAUAUUGAAAAGGCAGAAGAUAUUUCCCUAUACAAAAUAAAAAUAAGUGUAUUACCAUUAAUUCAAAUAGCCAAGUUAUUAAAUAAAAUUAUUAAUAAAAUUAUUAAAAAAAAGAAAAUUAAUAAUUCCAAAUAUCUAAUUGAUUUAAUAUAUAAUUUACAAGAAUAUCUAAAUCCUGAUGAUAUAAAUAAAAAAGUACUCUUAUAUUUAUUAAAAAAUAUUACUACUCCUCUAUUUGAUUUUAUAAAAAAUUAUAUAUUCUAUGGAAAGGUUAAAGAUACAUAUAAAGAAUUCUUUAUACAUGAAAAUAAACAUAUUACACCAUAUUAUAAACAAAAUCAUAAACCAUAUUUUAAUAAUAUGUAUAAAUAUAUAUUCAAAAAAUAUAUUGACUUGUCCACAAAUUAUUGGGGAGCUAAAUAUAUUAUAUUAAAUGAUAAAGUACCCAAAUUUUUAAAAAAAUUAUCAAAUCAUAUUUUUAUAACAGGAAAAUAUAUUGAUGUAUUAUCAGCAUGUUCUAAAAUUUUAAACAUACAAAGAAAAACAUCAUUUUAUUUAAUAGAUCAAGAUGAAUCUAAAAAUAUAAAUGAAAACAUUAAUAUAAAUAUAGAUAACACUCAAAAUAAUAAUAUGAAUAGUCUUUUAUAUCCUAAAGAUGUAAUAUAUAAACCUAAAUAUAAUGAAAAUAUAAAAAAUGAACAAUAUACAAAUAAUGAUAAUAUUAUCAAUCCAUAUUUUUAUAAUAAUUUUUAUAAAUCACAAAUAGAAACAAACCAUACAAUAAAUAGACAAAUCAUAGAUGCAAAAAAAAAAUAUAGUUAUAUGAAUUUACCAUAUGAAGAUGAAUAUUAUGAACAUAAUAAAAAUGAUGAAAAAAAUAAAUCUUGCUUUCUAGUAUAUGAUAGUGAUAAAAAGGUUUAUGAAAAUCUAAUACAUAAUCAACAUUUAUAUGCAUCAAAAAAAAUGUUUGAAUUAUAUAUAAAAAAAAUAGAUAUAAAAGAAAAAAUUAAACAUCAUUAUUUUUUUUUCUUUUUACAAAUAAGUGAUUAUCUAAAAUAUUUUUAUAUAUUAUCUCAUGAGUAUUUAGAAAAAUUAUAUCAUUACAAAAAAAAUAAUGUCUUAAAUAAAUUAAAAAAUUUUUUUGAUAUUUCUAUUAGAUCAUCUGUAUUAUAUCAUUUAAAAUAUAAAAAAGAUUAUAAUGUUGCUAUUUCGGAUAUUUUUAGUAUUAUGGAUAAUGUAAACUUAAUUAUUGAUCUAAGGAAGUUUCAAAUAUCAAAUGAACAACAAGGACAAAAUAAAAAAUGUUCAAAUAAUAAUAAUAGUGGUGAUGAAGAUGAAGAUGAUGAUGGUGAUUAUUAUAACAAUAAUGGAAAUAAAUAUAAUAAUUAUGAAGAUGAGUAUAAUGAUGAUGAAGAAGAAAGAAAUAAUUACCUCAAUAAAAAUAACUAUGACGAGGAUAACGAAGAAGAAGAAGACGAGAACGACGAACAAGAUGAUAAUGAAACAGACGAUGAUGAAGAAGAAUAUGAAUAUGAAGACGAUGAUGAUAAUGAAACAGACAAUGAUCGUAAUAAUUAUAAUAAUAUCAAUAAGAAUUACCACGAUGACCAUGUUCAUAAUAAUUCUUUUAAUAUAGAAAGUAAUCCAUUACAUAUUAACGAUACAACUAAUCAAAAAAAACAACAUUAUAAUGAAGAAUAUUAUAAAUACAAAAAUGAAAGGAUUAUCAAAAAAAAUGCAGAAUUAAAAAAUAAAGGUGCAAUAAAAAAAAAAAAAAAAAAAGUUACGAAAAAAAAAAAAAAUGUAUCUAAAUUGAAUGAAAUACGAAGAAAUAAAAAUAAAACUAAUACAAAUAAUAUGAAUAAUACAAACAGUAUGAAUAAUAUAAACAAUUUAAAUAAUAUUAACAGCAAAAAUAAGAAUGGAGAUGAUAUGUCUUUUAACCCUUUAAAGAAUAUAAAAAAUAAUUUCAUAUUAAAAAAUAUAAAUAAUAAUGGACCAUCAAAUAUGAACGUGGAAAUAUAUAAAGGAUUAAUUUUAUCGUAUAAAAAUAUGUUUCCUUAUAAUUUAAUAUUUAAUAAUAUAACAAUAUUUAAAUAUACCUUAAUUUUUAGAGUCUUAAAUUAUUGUAAAUAUAUAGAACAUAAAUUAUCAGAAGUGUGGUUAAAUCAUAUGUUUGUAAAAAAUAUAAAUAUUAAUGAUGAAUGUACAAAUAAUUUAAUGAUAUGUAUACAUACAAGAGAAUGUAUGAUUCAUUUUUUAAAAUGUUAUUUAUAUCAUAUUCAAAAUGAUGUUAUAAAAUCAGAAUAUAACAACAUGAAUAAUAAAUUAAAAGAAACAUUAAUAUUUGAUGAUAUUAUACAUAUACAUAACACAUAUUUAAAUAAUAUAUUAAAAUAUUCAUUUAUAAUGAAUAAUAAUAUUAUUACAUGUAUUCUAAAAUUAAUAUCUAUAUCACAUAUAUUUACAAGACAUAUAUUAAAAUUUAAUUUUGAUAAAAAUGAACAAAUAGAAAACAUAACAACCCAUGAUAAUGUUAAGUCUAAUAUACUUAAUACAAAUACAACUCAUAUGAAAAACAAUCCACAUAAUAAUAAUAAUAAUAAAUAUAACAAUAAAAAUAACUAUCAUAAAAAAAUUGUCCAAGAAUUAUUAACAGACAAAGCAUAUAUUUCUAUGAUUCAAAAUACAAUUAAACAUUAUGAUAAACAUUUUAAAAAUUUCUUCCUUCUAUUAACAGAAUAUGUAAAUAAUAAUAUUGAUGAAUAUGCUCAUAAUUUUCUUAUAAAAUUAGAUUAUAAUUUUUAUUAUACUAAUAAAUAUAAAAUAUCAUAUCAAAAUCCGACUUCUUUUAAUAAUGAUCUAAACUCAGAAUAUAUAAAUGAUAAUUGUAAUGAUUAUGUAGAUGAUUCGAACGACACUCGAGAAAGAACAAAGGAAAAUGUAGUUGGAAAUAAUUAUAAUAAUAAUGUCUCAAAUUAUAAUCAUAUACAAACAAAUAUUAAUCCUGUAGAAUCAAAUAAUAUACAAACAAAAAGGAAACAAAAUUUAUUUCUUACCAAUGAUAGAAAUUAUAAUAAUAUUGAUAUUAAUAGUCAUACUAAUAUAAAUGAUAUGAAUAAUAUUAAUAUGAUGAAUAAGGAUGAAAAUUAUAAUUUAUACAGGGAAAAAAUUACUUCUGAGAUAAAAAAUCACAACCCAAAUGAAUACAACAAAAAUAAUAUAAUUAGUAGUCAAAAUAUUCAUAAUAAUAAUAAUACUAAUUAUCAUCAAAUAAAUUAUAGUUUGCAUAGAUUCAACAAUAACAAUAAUGAUAAUAUUAACGUACACGCCGAUUUACACAAUUUAAAUGACAAAUCAAAUUUUUAUAAAAAAGAAAAUUAUAAUAAUAAUAAUGAUACAAACAACAAUAAUUAUCAGUAUACUAAUAAUAACUCUCAUAAAGGUUCAAAUGAAAAAAAUAAUAUAUAUAAUAAUCAUUCCAUUAGUUAUAUCAGAAAUAAUUAUAAUAAAAAUAUAUUAAAUAAUAAUAAAGAUACCAUUCUAAGUGAAAAACAUUAUCUAAAAGAAAAGAAUCAUAUAUCAUUUCAAAAUAAAAAUCAUGAUACUCCUUCUCCUUUACAUAUAAAUAAUUUUAAUAAUGAAGAAAAUAAUAAUAAUAUGGAAAACAAUAAUAUAUCUCCUUUAAAUUAUUCAAAAUUAAAAAAAUUUAAUACAUCAUAUAAUAACAAUGAAAAUAUGAAAAAUAUUAAUUUAAGUGAUAUUGAUCUUGACAGUAUAGAUAAUAGUAGAUACAGUAGUAAAUAUAAUGCAUAA
Messenger RNA from Plasmodium gaboni, 6696 nucleotides. RefSeq names its product putative spindle pole body protein. The record is from RefSeq and is a predicted model, not a curated record. NCBI's taxonomy places the organism in Eukaryota, Apicomplexa, Aconoidasida, Haemosporida, Plasmodiidae. Gene Ontology annotation, cellular component: centrosome; gamma-tubulin small complex; spindle pole. Bases 1 to 6696 code for a protein of 2231 amino acids. Gene Ontology annotation, molecular function: microtubule minus-end binding; gamma-tubulin binding. Gene Ontology annotation, biological process: mitotic cell cycle; meiotic cell cycle; cytoplasmic microtubule organization. The transcript has a single exon.